UCUCAGCUCCGACGAAAUGCUUCCCGCCCGCCGCAUGCUCGCCCCUUGCAACCUGGGCUUCGCUGCAACCCCCAACUGCAACGGUCCAGCUCUUCUUUCUGUUUCUGCAUCUCGCCCCGUUUUAUGAUUUGCAAAUGAAUUGCAUUGCGAUAGCACCAACCGUGAAGUGAAGCUUGCAAAAUGUCCUAAAGUCUGGCCGCUGCUGUCACUGGCCUCUUCACUUUGAUACUGGAAACGGCUGUGACCCAAAACAGUAGGACCAGUCAUGAGGAGAAAUCUGACCAUGAACAAAUUUCUGCCUUCAGCCCUUAUUAGUCUGGCGUUGGUGAUCUCUUGGCUAGCAGGAACAGGGCAGCCUAGCUCAGUAGAAGAUGAAGCAAGGGACAAAAUCACCGUCUUUACCAGAAUUCUUGACCGGUUAUUGGAUGGCUACGACAACCGACUAAGACCAGGAUUAGGAGAGAGAAUAACAGAAGUGAAGACAGACAUCUACGUAACCAGCUUUGGACCUGUUUCAGACACCGACAUGGAAUAUACAAUUGAUGUGUUCUUUCGACAAAGAUGGAAAGAUGAAAGGCUUAAGUUUAAGGGUCCAAUGAAUAUUCUUCGACUGAACAACCUGAUGGCCAGUAAGAUAUGGACACCAGACACAUUCUUUUAUAAUGGCAAGAAAUCGGUGGCACAUAACAUGACCAUGCCAAACAAGCUGCUCCGAAUCCAAGAUGAUGGAACCCUUCUUUAUACCAUGAGGCUUACUGUCCAAGCAGAGUGCCCAAUGCAUCUAGAGGAUUUUCCAAUGGAUGCACAUGCUUGUCCCUUGAAGUUUGGAAGCUAUGCAUAUACCCGCACAGAGGUGAAUUACAACUGGACUGAUGGACCAGGAAAAUCUGUGGUGGUUGCAGAAGAUGGCUCUCGCCUGAACCAGUAUGAUUUACUAGGACAAACUGUGGGGGAAGAGCUUAUCAGGUCCAGUACAGGCGAAUAUAAAGUCAUGACAACAUAUUUCCACCUGAAAAGGAAAAUUGGAUACUUUGUGAUCCAGACCUACCUGCCGUGCAUCAUGACUGUCAUACUCUCACAAGUGUCAUUUUGGUUGAACAGAGAAUCAGUGCCUGCAAGGACUGUCUUUGGAGUGACAACAGUGCUGACAAUGACAACUCUGAGUAUCAGUGCUCGAAACUCUCUUCCUAAAGUUGCUUAUGCAACUGCCAUGGACUGGUUUAUUGCUGUCUGCUAUGCCUUUGUGUUUUCUGCACUAAUAGAAUUUGCCACAGUAAAUUAUUUUACUAAAAGAGGCUGGGCUUGGGAUGGCAAAAGUGUUGUGAAUGAUAAGAAGAAAAAAAAGGCUUCCAUCAUGAAGAAAAAUAAUGCGUAUGCAGUGGCAGUUGCCAAUUAUGCACCUAAUAUCACCAAGGACUCAGUAUUGCCAACGAUUGCAAAGAGUGCAACUGCAGAGCCAAAAGAGGCUAAACCAGAGACCAAACCACAGGAGGCCAAGAAAACAUUUAACAGCGUAAGCAAAAUUGACAGAAUGUCCAGGAUAAUGUUCCCAGUUUUAUUUGGAACUUUCAAUUUAGUGUACUGGGCUACAUAUUUAAACAGAGAACCUGUUAUUAAAGAGAUAAGGAAUGAUGCCACAAAAUAAUCAUUGAUGCAUUUUAAGGCAUGUGGAAUUUCUAAAGGAUGAUGAUGCCAAAUACAACCGGUAAUUGCUAAUCUAUGUACUUUGGUAUGUUUUUAGAAAUAAGCCUUUACUUUGCCAUGUUUCAUUCAGAGAAGACUUGCAGAAUCCAUACAACCCAUGUGUCAAUUUAUAAAAAAGAUUCAAGUUGCAAAGUCAAUGAAGGAACAAUUGGAAUGAGCUAUUGGACACUAAGGAUUAGUUAUGACAAUAGACACAGAGAGAUCAUUUUUAAUAGAUGGUCUGGGCAGUAAUCUGGCUGAGCAGACCACUCAUUUGCUGUAGAAUCUGCGUAUGUUUUUUAUUCCAUUGUAAUCAAUGGACUACAAAUCAGGAGGCUUUUACUUUGGGUGUGUCAUCAUUCUGCCAGGUUACUGUCCAGAUGCAAGAUUGAAAUCUGCUUCCAUAGUAUGUGAUGGAGAAAUCUUGGGAUCAUAAGUUCAAAAUGCUUUGAGCCACACAACUGUUUACAAGGUUUUGCAUUGCAGAUACAUAAAAUCAAAGGAGUUCAUAUGUUAGCACUUAUUGGUUGAAUUAAACAAUUAGGUUACACUCCUAUGAUUUUUUUAAUGUAAUACCACAUGUUAUAUGAAAGUGUUGAUGGUUGAAAGUAGUAUCUAGUGGUUUUUAAUUUCCUGUGUCUAGUACACAAUUUACAUUGGUUUCAGUGCAAAACUUUAAAUUGUAAAAAAAAUGUUUCUAUAUCGUGCAAGAGACGCUUUACGUUUAAAGAAACACAAAAGCUAGGUUUCUCUACAAAAGAAUCUUAUAACACAACUUUAAUGUUUACUUUAUUGUAUUUCUUCCACAUUUGUUUUGUGCUACCAUUUUGGUUUUAAUGUUGAAUAUGACGCAUGUGAUUUGGGGAUUUGCAUGAUGAUACCGGUGCCAAGGUCACAGAGCAGAUUUUGUGACUAACCCAACAAUGGCAUCAUACAAUGCACAGAAAAAAUUGCCUCAGUAAACACAUUAACAUAUCUGAAAUCCAUUUUAUCUUCUGAACCAACUUUAACAAUGCAGAACCUUGAGGGAUACAAUAAAGAAAAAUGAACCCAAAGCUGUGUUUGAUAGAUUUUCUUCCAUAAAGUCAAGAUUGUGACAGAUAUUUGUAAAAAAAACUUU
Molecule: messenger RNA, 2803 nt
Organism: Pristis pectinata (smalltooth sawfish)
Lineage: Eukaryota; Metazoa; Chordata; Chondrichthyes; Rhinopristiformes; Pristidae
Gene: gabra2a
Product: gamma-aminobutyric acid type A receptor subunit alpha2a
Exons: 10
Coding region: 266-1645 (459 amino acids)
Biological process (GO): regulation of postsynaptic membrane potential; signal transduction; gamma-aminobutyric acid signaling pathway
Cellular component (GO): GABA-A receptor complex; neuron projection; postsynapse
Molecular function (GO): transmitter-gated monoatomic ion channel activity involved in regulation of postsynaptic membrane potential; GABA-gated chloride ion channel activity; benzodiazepine receptor activity
Source: RefSeq, a predicted model, not a curated record